CUCGUCCCUCCCUCCCUCUCGAUUGAUCCAGCCCAGACUGUGUUUUGCUGCAGUGAGCGGCAUCCGUGUGCGGAGAAGCGCGUGAAAACGGGCUCGCAAAAACCACAACAUACAACGAGGAGGAGGUAAAUAUCGUGAGCGCAGCAAAAAGAGUGGAGUAGGAGAAGAAGGCGCAAAAAAAGGGAGAGCGCAUCACGCACCAGGGAAAAACGGCAACAGCAGAGCCAAGUGGAGACGCUGGGAGGCGGACCGUAACGGUAACCUCCAUCAGGACCCCGCCCCUCGCCUCCUCCUUGGAACUCCCCCACGCCCUGCCAAUUGGGAUUCAACAAGCAGGAUAUCGGCGCCACCAAGCAUGGCUUUCCCAUCAACUCUGUUAUGGAUUGUCAGCGUAAUGACGCUACUCUCGACGGUUUGCAGCAACGUCGUCUUUGACGAGGACCCCCUGCAGCCCGUCACCUCGGACGAGACGGUUUCGGUGGGCGGAGCUGUCACACUGACCUGCCGGGUGGCCGAGAGCGACAACUCGUCACUGCAGUGGUCCAACACGGUGCAGCAGACGCUCUACUUUGGCGAGAAGAGAGCGCUGCGAGACAACCGCAUCCAGCUGCACCGCUCCACGCCCACCGAGCUGUCCAUCAUCAUCUCUGAGGUGCAGCUGUCCGACGAGGGCGAGUACACCUGCUCCAUCUUCACCAUGCCUGUGCGCACCGCGCGCGCCACCGUCACCGUGCUGGGCGUCCCCGAUAAGCCGCACAUCUCCGGCUUGGAGAAUCCCGUGCAAGAGGGCGGCACGCUCAUCCUGACCUGCACCAGCACGGGCAGCAAGCCCCCUGCCAGGCUACGAUGGUUCCGCGGCGACCUAGAGGUUCAAGGGCGGCCGGACGUGGUGGAGUCGGUCCCGGACGAGCCCACGUACAACGUGAGCAGCGAGCUGACGCUGGAGGUGAGCCGCGCCGACGACAACCAAGUGGUCACCUGCGCCGUGGACCACCCCUCGCUCACCCCUGGGGACAAGAGGAGCGACCAGGUGCUCCAGGUCUUGUAUUCCCCGAAUGUUGAGAUAGCGCCCGAGAGCGAUCUGCCUCGCGAGGGGGAGAAGUUUCAUCUCGAGUGUUUGGGCAAUAGCAACCCUGAGCCAUCGUCCUACAUUUGGGAGAAGAAGGACGGCGAGCUCCCCCCGCUGGCCAAAGCCGAGGGCAACUUGCUGCGCUUCGAGGCGCUCAACAAGUCAGACAACGGCGUGUACCUUUGCUUCGCCGACAACGGCAUUGGGAGCAGUGUGGGCGAGUAUGUGCUGUUGGUGCAAGAUCCCAGCGAGUCCACAAGCGCUCCCCCAACCCCCACAUUUUCCUCCCUGGUGACCGACGCCACUUCCUCACCCCCCGAGCUCUCCUCCACGGGGUCCCCGUCUGAAUCGCCGCCCACCACAAAUGUGGCUAGCGCCGCCACCACGGCGCUUUCCACUGACCUUUACCCCGACUUGAGCGACUCCUCGGCAACGCUUGCGCCUUCCUCCCCUUCCUCCACAAAUGUGGCUAGCGCCGCCACUACGGCGGUUUCCACUGACCUUUACCCCUUGAGCGACUCCUCGGCAACGCUUGCGCCUUCCUCACCUUCCUCCACAAAUGUGGCUAGCGCCGCCACUACCGUCCUUUCCAAUGACCUUUUCCCCGACUUGACUGACUCCUCGGCAACGCUUCUGCCUUCCUCCCUCACUCCCUCAGUUGUUUCCGACGAGCCGAACGGACGUGGCACCCCCACAGAUGGCGCUGAAAACAUCGCAGACCCUACGGCCAUGUCGACGUCAUCGAGCGUGGACCACGCGGUGAUCGGCGGCGUGGUGGCCGUCAUCGUUUUCAUCCUGCUGUGCCUCCUCAUCGUCUUCGGGAGAUACCUCAUCAGACACAAAGGAACGUAUUUGACCCACGAGGCCAAAGGCUCGGACGACGCCCCCGACGCCGACACGGCCAUCAUCAACGCCGAGGGCGGAAACUCCGGAGCCGAGGACAAGAAGGAGUACUUCAUCUAGGGAGGAAGAGGACAGGAAAAGAAAGGAGUGGAGGAAGGAAGGAAGGAAGGAAGGAAGGAAGGAAGGAAGGAAGGAAGGAAGGAAGGAAAGCAGAAGGCGCAGGAAAGAACAAUCUUCCAUUUUGUUUUCACCACUCUCAGUUGGUCGAGGGAGGGGCGAAGUUGGGGGUGAGGACUUUGUCUGCAUCGAUACAGGGACGUAAGAUUUGCACUGACACGCACGCACGCACGCGCACACACGACAACUCACUAACACCUUCUUGUUACGUUUCCAUGCUUUUCUAACUAACUCCAAAAUUGUAACUUACAUUCCUUCCCGAGUUGCUUCCGACAUGAACCCGGCCGGCCUGCACCCACUCCAAGGACAUCCUCCCCCAUCCUCCCCCAAAAAAUGGUACGAGCCGCUGCCAUGCACCAGCCCCGAGGCCUCUCCAUCUACACUACACACCUAUACAUAUAAAUAUAUAUAUAUAUACAUAUAUAUUAAAAUAUAAGCAUUCUUUUUACUGGGCGGAACCGUGUCGGGCAUGUGCGCCUGUAAAUAGAAAAGGGGGGGGACUUGUCGCUCUUGUCGCUCAUGCAUCUCACUUCCUCAAAUACUCUUAUUGCGUGCAGAGUAUCUGAAAAAAUACGAAAUAAAUGUCAUAAUACGAAAAGUACCAACAAUGGUGUUGCAAUGUAAACUAACUUCGACUGCAAAUAUUUGUAUCGGUUAUGUUUUUAUAUUGUUGUUUUUUAUUUGAUUUAUUUUUUAGUUGAACGAUAGAACUAACCAAAACCACUCAAACUAAUCCACAGAGUCCAAAGCUGCUCACGCAAAAGCAGACGGGCACGCCUCGUGUAACACAUUCCUUUCUUGACACUUUCGAACCGUGCACAAUACAAUAAAAAACCACGAGAAAUCAUUCAAAGAGUAAAAAACAAAAGUUCAUGAUAUGUUUGGCCACAACAUCGUUAUCAAUGGAUGCAAGCGCUCCUCCUGCUAGUUGAUCUUGCACCGUAGGAAUGGACUGAAAAAAUCCACCGACUUAGGCUGGACUGGACUUUUGGGCACCCCUGUUUUAGGCUCAUUGGUACAUUCCGGUUCCCGUAACGUAGUGUCACGUUGGCUGGGGAAAGCCAAGGUAAUCUUGCUAAGAGGCUGUUGGUGCUGCGCCAACGCAAAGUCACAAAGUCAGCCAACAACUUCCAUGUCCUCGUCUUCGCGCUCGUCCAUUUCUUUUCAUUCUUUAAUCACUCAGCCCGGGGCCGGGCCGGGCAGGGCUGCGUCCUGAUCCCUUUUGGCCCCUCCCAAUACUGCCCUCACCUUCCAUAUACGUGAUGUGCUGCUUUUGUGGUGGGCUGCCCUCCCUCCCUCCUCCCCGAAUUUAUAGCAUGUAUGAUUGUAUGCUUGGAGCGGAUGCAUUUGGUCUGGAAAAAUGAGUGUAAAAAUCUCCAUCAGGUGUUGCAUAGGAAGUCUUCACGGAGAGAGAAGCUGGUAUCGCUGCAAAGUGUCCUAAUACUUUUGUCCAGAAUCCACAUGUUCUUUCAUGUGGUGUCCCAAUUCUUUUGUCGUACUUCCUGUAGGUAUUUGGUGAAAAAAAUGGUCUCCGCUGCCCCAACCAAAAUCACAUUUCUCCCUUUCCACUUCCAGUAGGUGUUCUAAUACUUUGUAUGUUUACCAUUUUUUGUUCUGGAAUGUUCAGGGAAUCUUCUUUGUAAUCCAGUAAGCCCCGCUGCCAAUCAAAACCAGCUUAUUUUUGUGUGGUUUUUGUUCUCCGUAUGAACAUGGGCUGCUAAUUGAGAUGGAUGUUGAUGUUGAAUGCAACGCUUCCUCCCUGUGUUCUGUGUGAAAGACCCUGCCUGUCAAAGACGGCUUUUUUUUAUUGUGCAUUUGCUGUUCUCUGUACAAAACCGCUAAUUUCCUGUCCUUGGAGGGCAAUGUUACUGUGUGAAAUGUAUAUUGGGGGUAAAAUGGAUGUGUGAAAUCACACAGUUGCCCUGGACUUUCACACAAAACACAGCAAAGAUCCUCAUGUUUGCUGCUUUUGUGUGAUAUUGACCAAUAUACGCUGUUAAUUUCCCAAUUUACUGCAAAAACGGACUUAUUUUUUUUUAUCCCUUUGUUUGCUGUUUUCCGUAUGAAAGGUGACAACAGAAACUGCAAAUUCCCUAACUGCCUGUCGAUACUGUUUUGUUGUUGUUUAGCUGGUUUGUGUGUGAAAAGCACCCAAACGCAGCACUAAUUUUCCGUCAACACAUCAAUUACGUCUUUUCCCCCCCACUUGAUUGUAUGAAAGGUUCCCAGAGGGACUGCUGAUUUUUUUUCUCUAUUUGUUUUCUGCGACCGACUGAUUUGAUGUAAAAACCCCUCAUUCAUUUUUCAUUCCAUUUUCGUUCUGCCUGCAAUUUUGUCUCAUGGAAAGUCCUGCGUGAAAGGGGCUAGCGACCGUAUGGUAGUAUAGCUUGCGUCCUACCAUAUGCUCAGCUAACCGCUACAACAAAGGCAUAUAAAGUAAAAUGUCAGGCGAUUUGUAGCAAUUCUAGCGGAACCCAACACUUGUUUUGUUUUGUCCUCUGCUGCUGGCGUCUGCACACCAGAGGGGGCGCUGUUGUCAAACACCCGAGAUGAAACGCCAAGAAGAAGAAUUAGCUGCGUCGUGCUACCAAAAAGUGUUGUUUUGUAAAAACAUUUUUAAAAUAAUCUGCAAAAAACCCAGCGGACCUAUAUUUGCCUGUAAUCAGUCGUCCUGUCCUUCGUCUUAGCUAAUGUGCUAGCAUGUAGCUUGCAUGAGAACCAGUGAGGUGGUGUGUAGUGUAGUGCGCGCGGGACAAAAUGUCCGCCGUCCUCUGGUCUGCAGACGCUAUUCCAAAAUGUUUUUUUUAUUAUUAUUAUUAUUAUUAAAUUAUGUCAUCUCUUUUUCUUUUGUUUGAUUUAUUUUUUUAGAUGUUUAGAUGCUCCUAAAACUGUACUGUAGAUUUGUUUUUUUGUAUAUAGUAUUUCAUAUCACAACAUUUAUGUUAAUUGGUUGAAUGAUGAUGUCACCAAGCCGCAUGCUGUGGUUGGCUCCUAUGUUCAAAUUGUACUUAUUUUGAUUUUCUCCUUUAGUUAUUUUUUGUUUGUUUGUUUGUUUGUUAAAAAUACAGUUUUGGGUUGUUGACUACAAUAAAGAUGCAAUUGGGUUAAUU
This is a messenger RNA of Syngnathus acus (greater pipefish), 5199 nucleotides long. It is a transcript of the gene cadm3, whose product is annotated as cell adhesion molecule 3. Bases 356 to 2032 code for a protein of 558 amino acids. Lineage: Eukaryota; Metazoa; Chordata; Actinopteri; Syngnathiformes; Syngnathidae. Gene Ontology annotation, cellular component: presynaptic membrane. The transcript is spliced from 12 exons. Gene Ontology annotation, biological process: homophilic cell-cell adhesion. The record is from RefSeq and is a predicted model, not a curated record.